This is a messenger RNA of Morus notabilis, 2060 nucleotides long. RefSeq names its product serine/threonine-protein kinase AtPK2/AtPK19. Gene Ontology annotation, molecular function: protein serine/threonine kinase activity; ATP binding. The transcript has 7 exons. The record is from RefSeq and is a predicted model, not a curated record. Gene Ontology annotation, biological process: protein phosphorylation. NCBI's taxonomy places the organism in Eukaryota, Viridiplantae, Streptophyta, Magnoliopsida, Rosales, Moraceae. Bases 362 to 1825 code for a protein of 487 amino acids.
UGGCGACGCGAAGCCUCGGAUCAAUCUGAGAAUUUCUCUCUCUCAAGAACUUCUCUCUCUUUUCAAACGCCUUUCCCUUCCGCAACCUUCCCAGAUUUGACAGCUUGAUCUUCAUGAAUUCAAAAGCUACUGAAACAUCCGUGGUUUCCUGUAAUUCGGGAAACAACAGUGACCUCUGCUUCUUCUGGAUUUUGUUUUGCUUGUUGCCGAAAUUCUUGGGAACUCCUUUUGCAUACGUCAGCUUCCUGUUGAUUAAGGCCAUUGAUCGAAGCCCCUCUGCUUUUGAGGAGAUUAACCUAUAGCCACGAUUGAACUGGCUAUCCUUUCUGCAGUUUUGGAACCAUAAUAUAUACUUGGCAACAUGGUUUCCUCUCAGCUUUCUGGUUUGGCGAAGAACGGCUAUUGUACACCACUUCAGACCCAGUUUCUGUUUCUGAAGAACCCCAUGGAUUCUGUAGUUUCAGAUCAUGUUGAACUAGAUUUCUCUGAUGUAUUUGGUCCUGUAUCUGUUCAGGCACCGAAAGAAGUAAUUUAUGGUGAUUCAGAUCUCUCUGUCAUUGUUGAAGAGUCGAAUGAGAUUGUGUAUGAUGACCCAGUAGUAAUUUUCAACCGCUCACAUUCUCUGGUUGGCCCAUCAUCUUGUGUGAGUCAAUCCUUGAAGCUCAGUAAGCUCACCAUACACGAGACGGAGGACAUAGAUGAACACCUAAAGUGUGUCGAUGGAAAGACGGCCAAGGGAAUUCACGAACUCUCUAGUGACGAUGGUUUCACUGAGAAAUCUCCUCAGGAAGUUGAUGGUGAUUCCAUGAAGGUCGAAACUGUGGGGAUUGAAGAUUUUGAGGUUUUGAAGGUGGUUGGCCAGGGUGCAUUUGCAAAAGUAUAUCAAGUGAGGAAAAGGGGGACAUCAGAAAUAUAUGCAAUGAAGGUUAUGAGGAAGGACAAGAUUAUGGAGAAGAAUCACGCUGAAUACAUGAAAGCUGAGAGGGAUAUAUUAACUAUUAUAGACCAUCCCUUCAUUGUCCAACUCAGAUACUCAUUCCAAACUAAAUAUAGACUUUACCUUGUGUUGGAUUUUGUUAAUGGAGGUCACCUGUUCUUUCAGCUCUACCACCAAGGCCUUUUUAGAGAGGAUCUGGCACGUAUAUAUGCAGCUGAGAUUGUUUCUGCAGUUUCUCAUCUCCACGCAAAUGGCAUAAUGCAUAGGGAUCUUAAACCUGAAAAUAUCUUAUUGGACGCAGACGGCCAUGCCAUGUUGACUGACUUUGGGCUCGCUAAGCAAUUCGAAGAGAAUGAAAGGUCUAAUUCCUUGUGCGGAACUGUAGAGUAUAUGUCACCUGAAAUUGUUCUUGGAAAGGGCCACGAUAAGGCUGCAGACUGGUGGAGCGUAGGAGUCCUAUUAUUUGAGAUGCUUACUGGAAAGCCUCCUUUUACUGGAAGCAGGGAGAAGAUUCAGCAGAAGAUAGUGAAGGAUAAGAUCAAGUUGCCUACAUACUUAUCAAGUGAAGCACAUUCUCUGUUGAAAGGGCUGCUACAGAAAGAUGCUAGCAAGCGCUUAGGCAGUGGAGCCCGAGGGAGUGAAGAAAUCAAGAGCCACAAAUGGUUCAAGCCAAUCAACUGGAGGAAACUGGAGGCUCGGGAAAUCCAACCAAGUUUUCGACCCGAAGUCGCUGGGAAACAGUGUGUUGCCAACUUUGAGAAGCACUGGACUGACAUGCCACUCGUAGAUUCUCCAGUUGCUAGUCCAGUUGGAGGUGGAAACUUCACCGGCUUUUCUUACGUGAGGCCUGCAGCCUCUUUUCUUAGGAGGGAGGGCUCUCUCUUCUAGUGAUGCCCUUUAUUUGCCCCCAAGAUCAAGUUAUAUGGGGAAUUGUUUCCCCCUUUUUUCCCAAUUUAUGUGUAACCGUUAUCAUAGGCUUGAAACCUGUACUCAUUUUCUAAAAGAUGCCAAGUCUCAACUGUUUUUCUUCGAAUGUCUAUGGACUGCUUCGUGCCAGUUGCUUGGCUACUUUAUGUUGGUAAACACAUUUGCAUAUGAGUGCUACUUUUUCUUUUUUCUUCCC